AUGGCCUCUCGGAUUGCUAACGAUGUGACGGAAUUGAUUGGUAACACUCCAUUGGUGUAUCUAAACAACGUGACUGAAGGAUGUGUUGGUCGUGUUGCUGCUAAGCUUGAGAUGAUGGAGCCAUGCUCCAGCGUCAAAGACAGGAUUGGAUUUAGCAUGAUUAAUGAUGCAGAGAAAAAGGGUCUUAUAAAGCCAGGAGAGAGUGUGUUGAUUGAGCCAACAAGUGGAAACACCGGAGUUGGGUUAGCAUUCACGGCGGCUGCAAAAGGAUACAAGCUUAUUAUCACAAUGCCAGCUUCAAUGAGUGUAGAGAGAAGAAUCAUUCUCUUAGCUUUUGGUGUCCAGUUGAUUUUGACUGACCCUGCCAAAGGCAUGAAAGGCGCUAUCGCAAAGGCCGAAGAGAUUCUGGCGAAAACACCUAAUGGUUACAUGCUCCAACAGUUUAAUAACCCUGCCAACCCAAAGAUCCACUAUGAGACUACUGGACCUGAGAUAUGGAAAGGCACUGGUGGUAAAAUCGACGGGUUUGUCUCUGGGAUUGGUACUGGUGGUACCAUAACAGGUGCAGGGAAGUAUCUUAAGGAACAAAACCCGGACGUAAAGCUCUAUGGAGUGGAGCCAAUUGAAAGCGCUAUUCUCUCCGGUGGCAAGCCAGGCCCUCACAAAAUCCAAGGGAUAGGUGCUGGUUUUAUACCAAGUGUGUUGGAUGUUGAUCUUAUAGAUGAAGUUGUUCAAGUUUCGAGUGAUGAAUCCAUCGACACGGCAAGACUUCUUGCUCUUAAAGAAGGUCUUCUUGUGGGAAUAUCAUCUGGUGCAGCAGCAGCCGCAGCAAUCAAACUUGCCAAGAGGCCAGAAAAUGCCGGCAAGCUUUUCGUGGCGGUGUUCCCAAGUUUCGGAGAGAGGUACCUGUCGACUGUACUAUUCGACGCGACAAGGAAAGAAGCGGAAGCCAUGACCUUCGAGGCUUGA
Microthlaspi erraticum is the source of this 969-nucleotide messenger RNA. The record is from the annotation of a GenBank genome assembly. NCBI's taxonomy places the organism in Eukaryota, Viridiplantae, Streptophyta, Magnoliopsida, Brassicales, Brassicaceae.